GACGGACCAGAGAGCAUUGACCUGCUGAGUGGACUAAAGAUGGGGGAGCAAGUUGGUUGGCUGGAGUGUAACAGAGGAGACUGGGCGGCCAUCUUGGAUUCCCAGACCCAGACGGGUGCAGCUAUGGGCCCAGGGGACAACAUCACCGAGCAGGGCUUGACCAGAGGCGACAUAGUGGAGUCUGCAGUCCAUGAGGACCUGCUGAUAUCCGGUGUUCCUGGCGGGAGAGACUGGACCUGUGAAAGGGCUGGUGUCAAACCCUGGGCCCGGAUCUGGACCCUGGAUCAGGAGCCUUCACUCUUCCAUCCCAAGUCGGAACCAGGACCGAACCACGAGGGACAGAGACUCCACCACCACACAGAACACAACCAGUGGACAGGUGGACUGAACAACCUCAGUCCUGGUAGUCAUCAGAUAAACAGAGGCUCCAGUCUGCAGCCCAGGCCCUUCUCUUUACAGUCUCAUUGCAGGGAUGAAACAGGGCCUGGGGCUGAUAGAGAUAGACCCUCCUGUUCCUAUGAUACAAACACCACAGUAUCCAUAAAGAACAGAGCAGGUCACCCUGGGCUUCAGCCUUUACAGAGAGCGGUGGGAGACCCCCCUGGUGGGAGUCUAACAGGAAGUCUGUCUUCUCCUUCAGGGUCUCAUCUAAUGCCUGGUGAAUGGGUCCAUAUAAGGCCUGGGUCAAGCCUUCCUCAGGUACCUCAUGGUUACCCCACCAAUACAGACAGGGUCAGGAUGGGCGUUCACCACAAGAUGUACUUAACCUAUAACACAGGGCACCAUCCAAACAACACCCAAACAAUGGCUAGAGGUCAAGGAGGGAGCUCAAAGACUAACCACAUGAGGGUGGUGGCUCCCGCUUCUACCUCCUCUGGUGUCAUUGGGUCACAACGUGGGAGGCAGAGCAUUAAGACAGACGCCGACAAGCCGUACGCCUGCCCCACGUGUGGGAAGUGCUUCUCUGAGGCAAACUAUGUGAAGGAGCACCAGACCGUUCACACCAAGGAGAGACCCUUCAAGUGUAAACUAUGUUACAAGAGCUUCUCCUUCCGGAGUAACCUUGUCAGACAUAGGAGUGUCCACAAUGGGAAGAAACCUUUCAGCUGUACUCAAUGUCAUAUGCGCUUCUCCCACUCGUCCAACUUGAAGAGGCACCAGAGGGUCCACACAGGGGAGAAACUCUAAAGCUGCCCCCAGUGUGAGAACAGGUUCUCACACCAAAACCAGCUGAAGAUGCACCUGAAGGACCACACUGGAGAAAGGCUGUUUGUCAGGAAGAGUUUCUCAGAAAGGAGCUACUUCGGGAUACACCAGCAGAAAAACAAUUCCACUCUAUAACAUAGAAAGUAACCAUUCCCCUCGAUAGCUUCUGAAGUUUAGAUCAAACCCUGCAUUAAAGACAAAGAUUAAUUUUCAUCGUCAGCUGAAAAGAUUAUUCCUGGGUAAACUACUGCAUCCAGACAUUGUGUGAUAUAUAAGCCGAAAAAUACUAUUACGUAUUGAUUUUUGUACUGUGUAGGCUAUAUAUGAUGUUCACAAAUGCCUUUCUUUUGAGACAUUACACUAACAUUUUUGUCAAUUAGAAGACUUAAAAUUAGUGCAUUCAUCUUAAGAAACCUGGGUAAGACAACCACAGCACAGUUAUAGGAAGUACAUUUUUCCUCAAAGUACUUUGUGCCUUCAGAAAGUAUUCACACCCCUUGACUUUUUUCCACAUUUUGUUCUGUUACAGCCUAAAUUUUAAAUGUAUUAAAAUGGAUUCAUUGUCAAAGUGGAAAUGUGUUUUUCGCAAUUGUCUUUUAAGUCAAUGAGUAUUCAUGCCAUCUAUUAUGGCAAG
This is a messenger RNA of Oncorhynchus mykiss (rainbow trout), 1840 nucleotides long. The record is from RefSeq and is a predicted model, not a curated record. Lineage: Eukaryota; Metazoa; Chordata; Actinopteri; Salmoniformes; Salmonidae.